AUGGCAGCAGCGACAAAAAUCCAGUCGAUCACGAUUGAUUCGGAAACAAUCAUCAAUGUCGCUACCACCACCCCAGUGGCAAGCCGCCAAGAGCAGCCAACUCUAGUAUUCCUACACUUCUGGGGCGGUUCCUCACGGACUUGGUCACAGGUGAUUGGCCCGUUAUCCUCACAGUAUCCUACUGUUGCGAUUGACUUUCGUGGCUGGGGUUCUUCUGUUGGCCCUUCAGAUCCACAGGCCUAUUCGAUCAAAUGUCUCGCGAAAGACGUUACGGCAGUGAUCGGCCAUCUCGGUUUGAGUGACUUCGUCCUCGUGGGUCACUCGAUGGGUGCAAAAGUUGCCCAGGCAAUCGCCGGAGGUGCAAGCUCAAAGUUGACCGAGGGUAUUCGUGGGAUGGCACUGAUUGCUCCUGCGCCACCUUCACCCUUUACGCUCCCCGAAGGCAUGCGAGAGCAACAGAUUCACGCGUACGAGCAUGCCGAAAGCGCUGAGUUCGUGGCGAAGAACGUGCUCACCGCAUCUGAUAUUGGAGAGAGCGCAGUUCAAGCCUUGGUUCAAGACAUGCUUCGGGGCAAUGAAUGGGCACGCGCAGCAUGGCCAGCUUAUGCCAUGGCCGAAGAUGUAUGUGCUCCAUCGAAAAGAUCACACGUGCCAUGCACAGUCAUUGCAGCGGAUGAGGAUGUUAUCGAACCAGUGGAGAGGAUCCAGAAGGAAGUAUUACCACGUUUCCAAAAUGCAGCACUGGUGGUCGUGAAAAAUUCGGGACAUAUGAUUCCUAUCGAAGCUCCGAUGGCAAUUGUAGAACAUAUUACUCAACUUUUAACGAGUCUCAGAUAG
Molecule: messenger RNA, 837 nt
Organism: Neoarthrinium moseri
Lineage: Eukaryota; Fungi; Ascomycota; Sordariomycetes; Amphisphaeriales; Apiosporaceae
Exons: 1
Coding region: 1-837 (278 amino acids)
Source: RefSeq, a predicted model, not a curated record